CUGGACUGAAGAAGGGCAGUUGUUGGAGCCCGAUGAAUGUUUAUAGACUGCCUCCCUGCCCUCCUGGAGCUUCCAUUCCCUGGUGUCCAGGUGAAGGAGCAUGCCCCCGACAUCCGAGGAAGCCAAAUUACAGGACCAGGGAGUGGGCACAAAGGAUAGAACCGUUUUGUCCUUCACUGUAGCAGAGGGGUCAUUGAUUUGAUUAUCAUCCAGGAAGGGGAGGUAGAAGGUUAGCCUCCUGGUAACAAGCAGAGGUCCUGGCCUUGGGCCUGCUGGAUGGCCGAAGCAGCAUUUGGUGGUGCGGGCCAGGCUGGUUUGCCACGGAUGACUCACUCCAGGGCUGCAAGUCCUGUAACACCGCAGUCUCCCAGGAGCUGAGACUGAGUAUCACUUAGAAGGCAAUGAAGAGGCAUAGAGUGGGCAGGCUGCAGCACAGGACCAUGAAUUCCAAAGAAGAGCCAGAGUCAAGGAUCUCACCCAAGAAGCCUAUCACCUCAGAGUGAGAGGUGCCCGAUGGGCUCCACUGGCACCUUACCCAAGAAGCCUAUCACCUCAGAGUGAGAGGUGCCCGCUGGGCUCCACUGGUACCUGACAAUGGCAAGAGAAGGCAAGGAAGCCCCCAUCCAUGCAACAUUGGGUAGACCCUUGUGUCCAGCUCCGUUGAAGGACAUGCACAAAUGUUAGCCAAGACAAGCAGGUGCAGAUGGGCUACAAUUUACAUCAAGCUGGAAGGAACACCCACAUCAAUGAGAGUAUUUUAACUAUAGUGGGUCAGUGUUUAUAAAGGACUUUCCCAAACAUCUCCUUGACUAGCUGGGUGAAGGACCUAGAGGAAGACUUCCAAUGGGUAGAUCUUCCAUGGAAGAUUUGGGAGAAGAUAUGAACAAGACUCACAUAGGAUUGAAAAAAGAAACAGCAUGGAUGAGAGCAAAGAGAUGAGAAGUCGAAGGAGAUGAAUGGUUUUCCAAAGAAUUGCAUUGCACCACCCUCCAUAUGAAAGAUCUCUAAGACACCAAUAACAAGAGAAAUUCAAGUUAAAACAACCCGAAGUUUCACUUCAUACCUCUCAAGAUAGGAAAGAUGAUCAAAGACCUUAGUAGUCAAAACUGAAGGGCUGUGGGAAGACAGGCACCUGGAGAGAGUGCAUCGGUAUCAUCAUUAUGGGAGAUAAUUUUUAAUUGUGUGAGAAAAUUCACUAAACUGUUAAUACCUUUUGACUUAGUGAUUGCCCAGGGCCUGGCACACAGAAAGCGCUUAAUUGAUUAAUUUACUACUGAACUUCUGAAGGAGUUCAAAGACAGACAGUCCCCACAUGCACCAAGGUAUUCAGAGCAGCCCUUUUUGUGGUAGCAAGAACCAAGAAAGAAAGCGGGUGUCCAUUAACUGGGGAUGGCAAAAAGGAGCUGUGGGCUUGAUGCUGGGACACCCCCUAGACACAGUGAAGGUUCGGCUGCAGACCCAGAACAGGUACCGGGGUAUCGUGGACUGCGUGAUCAAAACGUACCGCCAGGAGUCAGUCCUGGGCUUCUUUAAGGGAAUGAGCUUCCCCAUCGGUAGCGUGGCCGUGGUCAACUCUGUCCUUUUUGGAACCUACAGCAACUCCCUUCUCCUUCUCAGCUCCACGUCCCACUGGGAGCGAAAGGCCCAGCCCCCCAACUAUGGCCACAUCUUUGUGGCUGGCAGCAUCGGAGGGUUUGUGCAGGCCUACUGCUUGGCUCCUUUUGACCUCAUCAAAGUUCGACUGCAGAACCAGAUGGAGCCCCGGGCUCGGCCGGGAGCGGCCCCACCCCAGUACAGGGGUCCCCUGCACUGUGCCAGGACCAUUCUCCGGGAGGAGGGGCCUCGGGGCUUGUUUCGGGGCGCUUGGGCUCUGGUGUUGAGGGAUACUCCGACUCUGGGCCUCUAUUUUCUCACUUAUGAGGGUCUCAGUUGGUGGCUUACUUCAGACAGUAAGGAACCUGGCUCAGCUACAAUGCUGGUGGCUGGGGGCUUUGCAGGGAUAAUAUCCUGGACCGUAGCCACUCCUUUGGAUGUGGUCAAGUCACGGAUGCAAAUGGAUGGGCUUAAGCAUCGAGAGUACCGGGGGCUGCUAGAUUGCAUGGUGAGCAGUGUCCGGCAAGAAGGGCCAGGUGUCUUCUUCCGGGGCUUGACCCUCAACAGUGCCCGGGCUUUUCCUGUCAAUGCUGUAACCUUCUUCAGCUAUGAGCAUCUCCUCCGGUUCCUGAGCUGAGCCUUCUGGGUGGUGUCAGCAGCUCCCCCAGCAAGUUCUAACUCUGAGAGACUGAAUCCCAGUUUGGUACCCAAAUGGUGGAAGAAGGUGGCCAGCCAAUCUGCCUCCACUACCUAAACUGGGCAAAAUGACUUCUUCUUUGGGUGGCAGGAGUUGGGUUUCAACUGGCCUGGAUAAAAGCGACCCAUUGAGAACGGGAUGGAGGGGAACACAGACAAGCAUAAAGGACAACAAACAACAGACUGCUUUGGGCCUCAGUUUCCUUAUCUGUACAAUGGGGGUGGGGAUGGGUGACCCACAUGGCCUCUGGGGGCCCUUCUAGUUCUAGAUGAGGUUCCUGAGAAAAGGAGGUGAUGCAUGCUUACUUGGGUGUAUGAUCUGGGUCUGACCUCCUCCUCACAUCCCAAUGCCUCCCCUAGGACUUAAGAA
Messenger RNA from Trichosurus vulpecula (common brushtail), 2659 nucleotides. RefSeq names its product solute carrier family 25 member 45 (gene SLC25A45). The transcript is spliced from 6 exons. Gene Ontology annotation, molecular function: transmembrane transporter activity. Gene Ontology annotation, cellular component: mitochondrion. The coding region runs from base 1313 to 2230 and encodes 305 amino acids. The record is from RefSeq and is a predicted model, not a curated record. Gene Ontology annotation, biological process: transmembrane transport. NCBI's taxonomy places the organism in Eukaryota, Metazoa, Chordata, Mammalia, Diprotodontia, Phalangeridae.